Molecule: messenger RNA, 6402 nt
Organism: Phasianus colchicus (ring-necked pheasant)
Lineage: Eukaryota; Metazoa; Chordata; Aves; Galliformes; Phasianidae
Source: RefSeq, a predicted model, not a curated record
UCAAACUAAAAGAGAGGAGUUUUAGACUGGAUGUAAGGAAAAUGUUUUUUUCACUAAGGGCAGCGAGGCUCUGGAAGCAGUUGCCCGGUGGGCGUCCCUUCCCUGGACCAAGGUCAGGGGACGGGGCUCCUGGUCAGCUGUAGGCAUCCCUGCUCACUGCAGGUGGACCAGGUGUCCUUUGAGGAUCCCUUCCAACUCAGAUGUUCUAUGGCUCUGUGAUUCUGAGUUCAUGCUGCGGCCAGGCGUGUCCCCAGGUUUAACCACAAGUCUCCAACAUCCGUGCUUGUAACAGCACGCCGAUGUUUGAAAUCGUGGCACUGCUGUCAGAUUGUCGCCACCCAAGUGGAGGUGCAGGGUUUAAAUUACUCAAAGCCAAAAGGCAUGCUUAGGGUUUCCAGGUACGAACUUAGGGAAAAGGAAACAAUAUUAGACCGACUCAAUGACAUUCAGAAGAAGUAGAUUAUUUCUGGAGCUUCUGUCACAACUGCAAGGAAGAUGAGUCCCCUUUUAUUAACCAGUACCUUGUUUACAGAAUCAUAGAAUGGCUUAGGUUGGAAAGGCCCUUACAGCCCCAAGCCCUGCCAUGGGCUGGUUGCCCCACCAGCUCCCAUCCAUGGCCUGCUGGGGAUGGGGCACCCACAGCUCUGUGCAGCCUGGGCCAGCAUCUCACUGCCCUCUGAGUGAAGAGUUUCUUCCUAAUAUCUCACCUGCCAAAUAAUAUAGCAUAAGAUUGUGAUAUAGAUCUUCUAUAAGAAUAACCUGCCUAAAGCGUUUCUUCCCCUUCCCAGGAAUUCUGUAAGUUUUUCUUCUCAUCUCGUUACAAUUUCCAAACUCGUUAUUCCAGGCAAUCCACUGGGGAUGCUGCUGGAUGCACACCAAGGCUGGUCCCUCGACUCUGGGAAGCUUGGACAAUGAUUUGCACAACUGCUAUGGACAGACACGAUGUUUUCUGAGUACCUGUGUUUUCCAGGCCCUUUUCUGAUCUCCUUCCAAAGACCUUUGCCCUAGUUCAGUCAACAACAGCUGCUGAAAAGCUCCUCCCCAAGGGAGGAGAAAAGACAGGGUUCAUUUUCAAGAAUAAUACAACAACGUUAGAAGAAAACAUGAUGCAGUGAAGGUGAUAGCUGUCAGCAUGACGUGCUGAAGCUUUGCAGUCAUGUUUAUUUUGGCUUUGUGCAGACUUGGUGCUACCUGCAGGCUGCGUCACGGCUGGGACAGGUGCCAAGCCUGCAGUUUUAGAGGAUUCAGCACAACGGCAGGGCAAGGCCAGCAGGUCAGCCUGCAGGAGAAGCAAGUGGGAGCAGACCUGGAAAUGCCUGUUGCAAGAAGAGAAGCUGAGACCCUCUUCCAAGAGCGGCCUGAGCCCGGGAACCAGUAUUUGGAGGAUGCUUUGCUUCGGAGUUACCUGGAGGCACACCUUCCUCCCAAGGUACUGGAGGAGGUGAACCAGGAGCUGGAGGGGUUUGGAAACCGUCUGCUAACCAAGAUCAGACCUCUAGGAUGGGAAUGUGAGUUGAAUCCCCCUGUAUUUCGGCAGUACGAUGCCUGGGGGCAGCGGGUGGAUCACAUUGUCACCUGCUCAGCCUGGAAGAGGAUGAAAGAGAUUGCAGCAGAAGAGGGGCUGAUUGCUGAGGCCUACGAGAGAAGAUACUCCAACUGGAGCCGUGUGCACCAGGCUGUCAAACUGUACUUGUUUUCGACCGCCUCUGGGGGUUUCAACUGUCCGCUGGCCAUGACUGAUGGAGCAGCCAAAGUCAUUGAGUCACUGGGUGUUCCUGCAUCUCUGAAAAAUGCUUUUGACCAUCUGACAUCUCGUGACCCCAGGAAGUUCUGGACCUCUGGCCAGUGGAUGACUGAGCGCCGGGGGGGCUCUGAUGUUGCUAACGGCACAGAGACCGUGGCCAGAAAGCAGCCAGAUGGCACAUAUCAUCUCCAUGGUUUUAAAUGGUUUACAUCAGCAGCUGAUUCUGAUAUGGCAUUAACCCUAGCCAGGAUAGAGGAUGCUGAAGGACAUGUAAAACAGGGCUCCGGCGGGCUGUCCCUGUUCUUCCUGAGGGUUCAAGAUGAGGAGGAAAAGCUGAAUGGUAUCCAAGUGCAAAGACUGAAAGAUAAGUUGGGCACACGGCAGAUGGCAACAGCAGAGCUGUGGCUAAAUGGAGCUAAAGCAGAGCUGAUCUCUGCAGAAGGUCGUGGAGUGGCCUCCAUCUCCAACAUGCUGAACAUAACUCGGAUCCACAACGUCAUUGGUGCAGUAGCUUCCAUGAGAAGGAUGAUCAGUCUGAGCAGGCAGUAUGCCCUUAAGCGGGUUGUCUUCGGGAAGCUCCUCAAAGACCAUCCCCUGCACAUGCAGACAAUAGCCCGGAUGGAGGUGCAGACACGAGGGGCUUUUCUUCUGCUUAUGGAGAUGGCUCGGCUGCUUGGACUUGCAGAAACCAACAUGGCAAGCGAGCAGGACCAGCUUCUCUUGAGACUGCUUGUGCCAGUUGCCAAACUAUACACGGGGAAGCAGGCUUCUGCCAUUGCUAUUGAGGCAAUGGAGUCUUUUGGAGGACAAGGUUACAUGGAGGAUACAGGCUUGCCAGUCAUAGUUCGUGAUACUCUGGUGCUGUCCAUAUGGGAAGGAACAACGAAUGUCCUAUCUCUUGAUGUCCUGAGGUCCCUCACCAAGAGUCAGGGGCAGGUGAUGGCCGUGUUCUUCUCCACAGUGCAGAACAAACUGGAGUUGGCUUCGAGCAGCGCAGAGCUGCAGCCCGCAGUGCAGUGGGUGCAGGAUGCUGCCGGCCGCCUCGCACGGUUCUGCCAAGGAGCUGCUUCAGAAGGGGCAGUGCCCAUGGAGCUGGCAGCAAGAGACUUCUCCUACUCCCUAGCAAGGAUCUACGCAGGAGCUCUGCUCAUUGAGCACGCGGCUCGGCCCGGCUCCUCCUGCGUUGAUGUCUGUGCUGCUCAGAGGUGGUGCAGGCAGGAACUCUGCCCCGUGGCUGCAGAGCUGGGGAAUGGCAGCUACAGCGCCGAGGAAUCGUCCCUGGACAGCGCCCUGGUGUACGCCGGCAGCCCCGCAGGCUGUGACUCAGACAGGUAACAGGGAGACGCUCAGGGACCUCUGCAGAUGCAGAGUGCAGGACGUUGUGUUGCAUCCGAGGCGGGCUGCAGGGAGCACGGUGAGCUCCUGAUGCGGGUUGGUGCUGAACAGAAGUAUUUCCAUCUCCAGGGCAGCAGUAGCUGGGUCUGCACAAGUGUUCAGAUCCAGAGCACUGGUGCAGCUUUGAAAUAACAUCAGCCCCACUUAUAGAAUCAUGAAGGUUGGAAAGGACCACUAAGAUCUCCAAGCCCAACCCCCGCCCACUGGUUGUGUCCCUCAGCACCACAUCCCCAAUGGUUCCUCAACACCUCCAGGAAUGGUGACCCCCCCACUCCCUGGGCAGCCUCUGCCACUGCAUCACCACUCUUGGAGAAGAAAUUGUUCCUAAUAUCCACCCCGAACCUCCCAUGGUGCAACGUGAGGCCACCACCUCUCGUCCUAUUGCUGUUAUCCAGGAGCAGAGGCCGAUCCCCACCUCACCACAACCUCCUUUCAGGAGCUGCAGCAAUAAUGUCUCCCCUGAGCCUUUUUUUCUUUAGACUGAGCCAUCCCAGCUCCCUCACUCCCUGUAAGAACUCAAUGCAUCCAGACCCUGCACAGCCUCACAGUCCUUCUCAGGACACACUUCAAGGUCCCAGCGUGUUCCCUGCAGGGCCUUCCUGCCCUCAGGCAGAUCUGUACUUCCUCCCAGCAUGGUGUCACCUCCAGACUUCCUGAUGGUCUCGCAAUCCCCUCAUGCAGAUCAUCAAGGUGUCAAACAGAGCCAGCCCAAACCUGCCACACGCUGGCUCGGUUUGCUGAGCGCUUUGAUCAGAAGCCAGCGCUGUUCCUUAGGCUCUAUGGCCGUGCAGGAAGCAGUCCCAGAGCCACCUCAGGGAGCUGCAGGCACGAUGCUGCAAUCAGGGCACACAGCAGAGCCCUCUGAACCAAACCCAUCUCUGCACCACCUGGUGCUGAGUUUCUGCCGGUGCAGAUGCAGCCAGUGGGAGAUGUUGGGAUGCUCUUACUGUGUUUUAGGCAAAUGCUGAGUGAUCCAGUCAUUAUCAGAUGCAGACAAUGACUUGAAGCAGCAGCUCUCUGAGUACUGACGUUCCUUAUAAAGAAAAGCAAUGAAAAACUGAAAUUAUUUAGAUUUAUAAGAGAAAACCUUUGUUUUUUCUCAUUCACAGAGCUGCUCUCCAGUGCUGCCUGUGCUCUGAUGGCGUUUUCUUGGUGGUGCCUCCACAGGAGCUGCAGCCAUGGCUCACGCUGCCCAACUCAGCACCUGGAUGAAACGUCUUUCUGACCAGAAGUUGCUCACCUCACUGCCCACCUGCCAUCACAGAACCCAUCAGUGGUCACUGCUUGGUUAAGUCGUGCUUUUGGUUCUUUCUUUCUCCCCUGUCCCAGUGCAGCUCUGCUGUACUUAAAGAUCACCCAAAGCUUUGCUGCAGUGCUCCUUGUUGGACGCCUCCUCCCUGCUCACUCAGCUCCACGGGCAGCAGAGAUGGGCAACAAAAAGUCACCCACUGCGCAUCAAAGGCAGCACUGCUGCCCAGUGCUGCUCUGUAACAGCCUGGGAGGAAAUAAAUCACAUCCACCACAUCACUCAAAUUCCACCAAGGCUGGACAUGUCAGUACUGAUAUUAAAGAAAAAUAAUUUCUGACCUCCAGAAAGCUUAUUCAUUUCCUAUGUGUGUCACAGCGAUGCUGCAAUUGAUGCUGACAUCAGUUCUGACGCAAGUUUGAGACUGGAAUCCCACACUGCUCCACCAAAGCAAACACCUGGCUGAGUGCUGCGUGCUGCCGCUCAGCUCAGCCUCACCUGCGUGCUGUGCCCCACCAACCAGCAGGAAACAGCUCUGCAGUCACUGCUCCUCCAGCACAGCCGGGGCUGCGCUCAGUGCUCCUGAGGUGGCACAGCACAGGGCUCCCAGCUGCUGGGAUGAGCUGCACAGAAGCACUGAGGAGCGACUCGUGUACAAAAGGAGCUCCAUAAAAUCAGAUCCUGGCGUGUAAUCGAAAACCCGCUGCUCCUCUGCAUGUUUGUAACAGCGCACAACCUUAAAGUUGCUUUAUUUCAUUCUUCAAACUGUAAAUACCAGCCCCAGCCGUGAGGUCACCCAGCACGCAGGGUUGUGUGAGAGCAAAGCAAUGAUCCUGCAGGGGGGGAAGUGGAAAAUCCCCUCUUCCAAAGGCAAGAGAGGCAGCACGCUCUGAAGGAGGGGCUGAGUUACAGGGGGAGAAAACCAAGAAACCAAAGGAGGCUGACUCUCCCCAGCCCUGCUGCCCCAGCACUGCACUGCUGUGUGUCCUCCCCUGCUGCUGCCCCGCUGGAGGGCAGGAAGGAAAGGUAAAGAACUGGAACGUGUGUUAGCGAAUGCUCCCAUGCAAAAAUGCUAAACUUUAUUCACUUUUAUUUAUAUAUUUAACAAUUCUAAAGUAUUUACUUCUCGCUUUGACAAAAAUGAAAAAUAUAGGAGCACUUUACUCUCUGUAGGAGAGACAGGUUAUAUGUACAGCUAUGGAGAGAUACUGCUUCCUCCUUUACAUACAAAGAAAAAAUAAUAUUAAUAAAAAAGUGCUUCGUCGAUCAAAAAAAGACUAAGAGCUGCAAGCAUUUAUUCACACUGUACAUCACAGAGCCCAGAAACCCGUAUCAAACCUCUUGGCACCUGUCCUUACAACUGCAGAACCCCACGCGUGUUUCUGACGCACCGCACACCGCUGUUGUCUCACAGCCUCUGCUUCACAUCCAACUGCAGCACCCACAGCUCUGCCCGCACAUCGCUGCGUUGGUUCAGGAGAAAACAGAUAAAAACUCCAUGGGAGAACCCAGCUUUUUCUUUGCUUUUCUCUCCUGCUGCUCCCAGGCCCCUUCCCUGUGCCAGCACAGCCCCCACGCCUUCAUUUCUGUCCAUGCAGCCUCAGCUCAGAGCACAGCAGUGCCGGCACGGGAAGUUCUGUGUCAUUUUUUUCCCCACCAGACUUAAUGAGAUGGUCUCUGUCUGACACUGCAGACCACGAUUGUGACGCUGCAGGGAAGGGCAGUGCUCCCUUCCCAACGAUUGUUCGUUAUUUCUUUCAGCUCUCAGAUACUCAACAGGAUUGUUCUGUCCUACAGAACAGUGCAGGAGAUGUAAGCCUGGCCAGGCAGCGUGCUGCAGAGCAUGACAUGACCAGAUGCAUCCUCCUGCCCAGCUGCACUGAGCAACACUGCUCUAUCAAAAGGGAGAAGGGGCCGAGGACCUACCACUCAGUUAAAAACAUAUAUUGAAGAGAUCCACACUUUAUUGAGGUGACUCGGAAAGCAACUCAGGCUGGGGCAGAAGGAAGGAGGGGAA